Messenger RNA from Stylophora pistillata, 2947 nucleotides. RefSeq names its product potassium voltage-gated channel subfamily A member 3-like. Gene Ontology annotation, cellular component: membrane; voltage-gated potassium channel complex. Lineage: Eukaryota; Metazoa; Cnidaria; Anthozoa; Scleractinia; Pocilloporidae. The record is from RefSeq and is a predicted model, not a curated record. Gene Ontology annotation, biological process: protein homooligomerization; potassium ion transmembrane transport; action potential. Gene Ontology annotation, molecular function: delayed rectifier potassium channel activity.
UACUUGAAGCAGCAUGUGCUAAAAAAACUGUAUCUGAUCGCUCUCUUGUGACAUUAUCGUGAUAUUGGCGAGUUUGGUAACAAUUCGAAGAUGAGUGCAAAACGCCUUAGUCCAUCAGAACACGCAACUAACUGCCACAAGCAGUUUCAUCGAACGACACCACACGACGACUAUGAAAGUCCGGGUUUUAUCCGCAAAAGACGUAUUCGUAUUAACGUGAGAGGGUUUCAAUUUGAAACCUUCCAAACAACGCUGGAGCAAUUUCCAGAGACCAUGCUCGGAUGUCCAACAAAGCGAGUUGAAUUUUACGAUCCGGUCAGGGACCAAUAUUGCUUAGAUCGUGACCCGGAAAUAUUUCACUUCAUAUUGUUUUUCUAUCAAUCGAAUGGAAUCCUUUCACGACCUAAAACUAUUUCAAAGAAUAUCUUUGAUAAAGAGCUCAAAUUCUAUGGAAUUACAACAGAUCAAGAGGAAGCAGACAAAAAAAGCUCUGAGGCUGUCAAUGAGGCAUCGACGUCUUCAGAAGAACAAUUACGUUUAGAAAUGCAAAUCAAAGGUGAUCAAAACUUAAACUGUAGUCAGCGUGGGAGAAAUAUGCGAACAAGAUGUUGGUUGAUGUUGGAGUAUCCUGGAGUAACCCUAGCGGGUAUGAUAUGGGGUAGAAUCUCAAUUAGUGUCAUCCUUCUGUCGGUUUUUGCCUUUUGUCUAGAGACAGUACCUGAGCUCAAUUGCCCUGAAGACAUAACAAGAAACCCCAACCGCGAUGGGAAUCAACCCGCAGGAAAUGAAACACAAACAACAAUUAAUAAUGCAAGUUAUCAAUUGCAAAUGACUGCCAUGAAUAGAACUUCCAUGAGUAAUUUACAAGACUGCUCCGCGGCGCGCAUAUGGUUUGUUGUAGAAACUUCCACUGUUUUAUUUUUCAUGGUGGAAUACAUAAUAAGACUCUAUACCGCACCAAAGAGAUGUACUUUUGUCAUUUCGUUGUUCGGGAUUGUGGACGUGGUGGCGAUUGCUCCAUAUUUCAUUACAUUAGCAGUCUAUGGCUGGCGGACAGAGAUGAAUUUACAGGUGACCUCUUUCAGCGUGCUUCGAAUCAUCCGCCUCUGUCGCGUGCUUCGUGUCUUCAAGCUCAGUCGUUAUAGCAACGGCUUACAACUUGUGGGAAAAACGUUCACGGAGACGUGGAGAACGCUCUCGACUUUACUGAUGUGCGUGCUAAUGGGCGUGAUUCUAUCCUCAAGCUUUUUAUUUUACUUCGAAGAACAGGAUACAGUCAGCAGCAUCGUGAGAAAUUUUUAUUGGGCAAUCAUUACCAUGACAACGGUAGGAUACGGCGAUGAAGUCCCCAGGACUCUGCUCGGCAAACUUACCGCGAGUUGUUGUAUGGUUUUUGGGAUUGUCUUGUUGUUGAUUUUACCGUUGCCUGUGUUUGUAACACACUUCAGCAGUCUUUAUCAAGAGGAGACCGAGAAAAAGAAGCAAAAUAAAAGCAAAGGAGCUUACGCAGCUCCUACGUUGAUUGAAAAGCUAAUGACAAAGAGAGUCUAACCAUAAUUGAAAAACAACAACCCACGAGCGUCAGAAGAACUAUAUGUCAGAUAAUUGGAACAGAUGUUUCGAAUAAGAGUCGUAAAGCUAAUAUGUGGGACUUAAAGCAGUCAGGAUGGCAUCGCCAGGGAAGACAUCCAUCGAAAAACAUGAAUUAAUAUUUUAGUCAUAGUUUCACGAAUGGCUCGAUGUGUUAAUCGUAUCACACCUCAACCUGAGCACAACGUAUGUGAACAGGGUUCAGUUCAGUCGAGAUUUCCGUUCUUAGACCGCCCAUAUUUUGCUGAUUCCACGUUUUUGUUUGCAGAGGACGACUUAGAAUUGAACAAAGUUUAAAACGCACAUGCUCGGAGCUUUUCUGCUCACUGGAUCGAUCUUCGGUUUUGCCACGUCCUCGUCAUCGUCAUCGUCGAUGUUUGCUUGAGGUCACAAUAGCCAAUGGCGGUGAGGGGAAUGAUCAGAAGGAGCUAGUAGGAACUAAAUUGAAAAAAAAAAACAAACAAACUGUAUGAAGCGCGGGGAAACCCGACCGAUCACAGCUCACUGCAAAGCAUAACCAAGGAAGUCCCAGAUGACUUCGUCACCCAUUUUACAUCUGUUCUGAUAUUUGUAUUUUCUUCUCUAGAAAAAUCGAUGACAUAUGAAUGGGAACUAUUCUUGCCUCGUUUCCCCGCAUUUUGUCGUUUUUGUUGUUUGUUUGUUUGUUUUUUGUUUGUUUGUGUGUGUGUGUGUGUGUGUGUGUGUGUGUGUGUUCUGUUUUGUUUCUUAUGUAUUCUUCUCAUUAAGUUGCUGUAGCAAUUAAUAUUGUGUACCGGUUCCAUUAUUACCCAGUAUUAGCCAAAGUAGUGUUAACAUGGCAGCCGAUGAGAAAUGCAUGGUCAAGAUGUUCAUGCAACCUAGAAACGAAAGCACAGCAAAAUAAACUGUUUCACAGUGAAAAGACUGCAAAGAUCUAUAAGACAAGAAAACUCGAAAUCUUUCCUAUCCUAUUUUAAUCCUAUCUGCGUUCAUAUUUUAGCAAAAGGAGAAUGAUCCUCUGUGAUAUAUAAUCAUUGUAAAGUCAGAGAAACCUGAAUUUGGCUGAUUUUCUUGAGACCUCAUUGUUCCUGGACAUUAAAUGCAGAGAACGACAUUUUAAAAAGUAAAACUUAAAGCUGACCACUCUGAGCUCAUUUGAAAUUUACCUUUCGUUUAUAAUUUAUAAAGAAAUCUGCCAAUGGAUCGUACGUCAUAAUUUAAUUCAUAGAGCCCAAAACUUUUAAUGGACUGUGACUGCAUCAUUGAAUAAAAACAUUCAUAUUUCACCACAUCAUGAUAAAACGAACAAAGGAAUAUUUUUCGCGUCCUUUCAAAGAGAACAGCGGACAUUAAAGGGAUACGUUACUGAGGUGUGUUA